AUGAGCGUAGAUCAGAAUGGCGUUACUUCUCUUAACGACUUCUCAACACCCACUUUGUCCGGCACUACCGACCCAACAGCUGUAGCUCCAGGCCGGUUGCCUUCAAUAGGAAGCCUAAUGACGGAUCUCAAGAGAGACCUCUUCUACAAAAAGUCAUUGAACCAUUUGUUCUGCAGCCCAUGUAUCUGCGACAGCAACAAGUGCUCACAAGACUGUUACUUCAACUAUCCAUACUCUUGCGCUGCCAUCGACCAUCGUCGGGACCAGAUACCUAUUCUGCCAAAUGAAAAGCCCGAAAUCAUCGCCGAUUCCGUGUAUAGGCCAUACGAGGCGCUUCAUCUCGUCGACAGCGCGACCAAGUUUUUUGGUAGACCAUACAACGAAAUGAAUUCCGAGCAGCAAUUAGCUUUGAAGUACAUGUGCGAGAAUAGGGAGUAUCUCCUUGAGAAGCUCGGCUCCCCUGAUGCGAGAGUCACGUUUCCUGUUGACAGGAUGAGAACACUGUGCACGCAACUGUUAUCCGUCUUCUUUCUCGGAGCGGAAAUCAAAAUCGAAUUUUUCUGGGAUUUCGAUGUCUGUGAGGCGAUGGGUUGGCUAGGGUAUACUCAGACAAUACUUCGCGAUGAUCUGGUUUUUGAACGCAUCACGAUGCAUCCCACGCAACAAACAGAAGUCGCCUUACGGUCUCUCAAUCGAACCGAGUCACUGGCGCUGCAGCGUCUUUCUACGUUAAUUCACGAGCUGAUCCAUGCUGUGCUCAAGAGCCUAUGUUGUCGGAUGUGCAAGACUUCGAACGUCAAUCUUGCUGAUCAUGGUCGCGCGUUUCAGAGGCUGGCGAUGGCUAUUGAAGAGAGAUGUCCACAGUUGUUGGGAUUGACGCUGGACCUUGGGAGGAUAAAUAGCAUUUUUGCGGAUAUGACGAAUCAAGCAACUGGUCUCAAUCACCCGAGCAUGCAUGAUUUGGAGGUCUACGGAUUUGUGUGA
Molecule: messenger RNA, 984 nt
Organism: Alternaria burnsii
Lineage: Eukaryota; Fungi; Ascomycota; Dothideomycetes; Pleosporales; Pleosporaceae
Exons: 1
Coding region: 1-984 (327 amino acids)
Source: RefSeq, a predicted model, not a curated record